AUGACCUUAGUGGGAUCGAAGGAGGGGAACGUAUUGCCCAUCAUGUUGAGCGUACAGCAACAGCAUCAUCACCACAAUCUACACGGUUCUUCGACGACCAGUGCUCAAACACAUCGCGGCAAUGUGAUUGUUUCCACCAGCAGUAUGCCGGCCAAUGACAUCAAGAUCCAACAACACGGUUGCAAGCGGUCCAAGAUUUACGGUCAAGCGACCGGUCCCUAUGGCACGGUUCCUCAUCAACCGGCUUCAGUCGCGAGGCGAAACGCUCGAGAACGAAAUCGUGUCAAGCAGGUGAAUAAUGGAUUCGCCACAUUGAGGCAGCACAUACCCCAAAGUGUAGCACAGGCACUCGGAGGAAGUACGGCUGGCACCCACGGUGGAUCUAGAGCUGGCAGUAAGAAACUAUCCAAGGUCGAAACGUUGAGGAUGGCAGUCGAGUACAUCAGGAGUCUUCAGCGUCUGUUGGAGGAGCACGACAGUGGUUCGGAUGUCACGAGUAUAUCGUCACCCACGUCGUCAUCGCCUUCCUCCACUUCUUCAGCCUCGUCCACGUGUAGCUCCACCAACGGAAUAGGCGUCGAGUCCAGUCACCACUCUCCCGAAUUGAGACUUCGCGGCAAUGUCAACAACGAGCUCAGACAUCACGGUAGCUCCGACUUGCAUCGACAUCAACAUCUACGACAGAAUCCUAGCCCGACCUUCGUGCCAGCGCCCUGUUCAGAGGCCUCGAGUUCACCAACGCCUAGUUUCGUUUCCGAAGCCUCGUCAGCUGGCAGCCAGGGCUAUGGAACAUCGGGCACGCUCUACACCGCGCAUUCCGAUGGUUACGACAAUUACGAACCCAUGAGCCCCGAAGACGAAGAACUGUUGGAUGUCAUCUCCUGGUGGCAACAAAGUCAAUGA
This is a messenger RNA of Eufriesea mexicana, 903 nucleotides long. RefSeq names its product achaete-scute complex protein T3. The coding region runs from base 1 to 903 and encodes 300 amino acids. Gene Ontology annotation, cellular component: RNA polymerase II transcription regulator complex. Gene Ontology annotation, biological process: regulation of neurogenesis; sensory organ development; neuron differentiation. The transcript has a single exon. The record is from RefSeq and is a predicted model, not a curated record. NCBI's taxonomy places the organism in Eukaryota, Metazoa, Arthropoda, Insecta, Hymenoptera, Apidae. Gene Ontology annotation, molecular function: protein dimerization activity; DNA-binding transcription factor activity, RNA polymerase II-specific; RNA polymerase II transcription regulatory region sequence-specific DNA binding.